Messenger RNA from Guyanagaster necrorhizus, 2567 nucleotides. RefSeq lists its product as uncharacterized. Lineage: Eukaryota; Fungi; Basidiomycota; Agaricomycetes; Agaricales; Physalacriaceae. The transcript has 4 exons. The record is from RefSeq and is a predicted model, not a curated record. Bases 204 to 2291 code for a protein of 695 amino acids.
CGGGAGUGUAAGAAGGAAGGAGAUCAUGGAAGUCGUGAACGAAGAGUAGUCGGACAACAAGUUCAAACGUUAUCUGAUAAAAGCACGAAAUUCUUAGAUAAGAUAAGAUUAAGAUCGGAUUAUCACGGCAACGUUGCCGGGUCUGCCGAAGGUUACUCAUUUGGCCUCCCCGUUGCCUUUCAGCUUCCCUGCUCCUAACCACCAUGAACGAUACCUCUCUUUGCAGCGACGCUACUUACGAUAUAUCAGAUUAUCCUCAAUCUCCUGGAGUGUCUGAGGAUAGCCUCUCUGACUCUGACUGGCUCGACAUCGCCAGCAAUCGCGAGUCCGAUGACAAUGAACGCUCCUCCAUGAGCAUCGGUAGCUCCAGAGAUGGCGAAGUAGAUGCUUGGGAAGGCUUUGUUGAUGAUAGCUCUGAUGAAGGUCAUUUCAACGAAUUCGAGUCGAUAGGGGCAGUGGCGGACGGUCCAAUCAUGGGACCCCUCCUCGAUUCAGAAGGGGAGGAGCAGCGUGUCAGAGAGGCCUUAGAUCAAAGCAUGAUAAGCACAUUGGGUGCCUCUCGAAGCAGCUCACGUCCCUCUACUGUUCACAGCUCCCUCCGAGACCUGAAGCUGUCUUUUCCCGAUCCCCUUACCAGUUCUCAUGAACAAUUGAGCGGUUCAUACGACAACGUGUCUUCGUCAAACCACGAGUUACUUUCCUUGGAGGCUGAAGAAGCUUGUACUGAAGCCAUUGUGAAUGACUCGUUGCCCGUCGUGGAUCCAGGCCUGUUACCCACACCCGAGAGUCCUACAGACACCCGAGAUAUUGAUUUUGGUGAUGUGGACUAUGACAUUUUUUUGUAUGGCUCUUCGUCCACUGUCAAGUGGACCGUAGUCCACGACUUGCUGCGAAAGGCUUCCGCUGGAGCCGGCAUCAGUCUCACUUCCAUUGAUCAUACGGCCUUAGGCUCUGUGCAAUUGCUUCAUUUCUCUAUUGCGGAGUCCGCAGAUAUCUUCAAGUCAGUCGCUAUUUACGACAGAACUGGUCAAGAUAUUCCGAGUUCGGAGACUUCUUCGAACCGGCCUUCUCUUGGGAUUUUUUAUCUUCCUUGCGCAUCCUUCUCUUUUCUUCCUUUGCAUACUUUUCAUCUCCCUGUUGCUGCACCUCUUCCGGGCGAAGAUAGGGUCGGCCCGGAUGUUCUUGACCGCGCAGAAUCUGCAUGGUCUGAACUACGUAUACCGGCCGAGAAGGUUCUACAUGUGCAGAAGGGCUCACGUUCUCCAGUCCUCUGCAUGGAAGAAAUUUCACGGCUUUCUGCUGUUGAUGUGUGCAAUGGCAUGAGACAGAUCACUGCCAAGAAGCGUCAAGGCAAAGGACUGUCCGAACAUUUUACCUCCGUCCACGCAGUCACGUUUUUUGCGCUUCUGUCCUUAAUCAUCGGAUUCACCGUCAAUACUGUGUUUAGCUCAGCUGUGCCAACUCCAACCGCCAGAACGCAUACUCCUGCGCCCUUCUUGAAUGCAUUUACCAACCAAUCCUCCUCGCUCUCCCUGCGCCUUUCUACAAGCAUUGCGGUUGUUCCUCAGUCUGCGUCACUGUCUUUGUGCAGUCGAGGUUCCACUGUUAUCUCAGCCAGUGGUAGCACAUCGCUGGGACGGAUUGCUCAGGCCGCCGAUUCUACCCCAGCUAUUAAGCACAAUGACCCAUCUGAUGAGUGCGAUUGCAAGCCUCUCAGCUGGUCUGAGAGAAUGGGGUUAUCAAAGGAUGUUGUCAUCCGUUCGCCACCACCUGUUACACUGCCCAUCGUGGCGCCCAAAGAACUGUCCAAGUCAGCCGAAUCAUUUGCAUCGCUCAGCAUUCGUGCCGUGGAUUCGCUUUCGCUGAUCUUGGAUUCUACCAUGAAGGCAUUGAUCGAGGCCGUCCAACACGAUUUGAAGGAACUGAUGGAGGCGAUUGAUGAGCUUUCCCGAGCGAUCAGACGGCAAACAGAUACCAUCUUUGACAAAUCCAAAUCAACAUCUCAGGUUGUGCGGGAGGCUGUCAAACACCGUCAUGAGAGAGCGAAGGAUAAAGCGAAGGAAUUGAAGGAGUUCGGAGGCCAAUUAAUAUCAUAUGCAGGAGACACACUGAUGGGACGGACGCGAGUCGCGCAACAGAAAGCUCAUAAGUUGAAGGAGAACAUGUUGGCUUCGGAGACGUGGCGAAUAUACCAGAAAUCCCGUGGUCAUUGGAAAUCGACUUUGACGCAAGGUACAGUGGCACAGGAGAGGUCUGAGGAAGGUAAGAGAACGUUAUUUAGACGUUCCUGAUUUGUGGUUCCUUUCAUUUACAUACGGUAAGAAAUGUUCUAGUACUUGUAUAUCAUCACCAUGCAUCAGCACAAUAUAUGAGUAUGGCUAUGGCUAUGUCAGGGUGUAUCUUGUGAGCGGCUUUCGCUCUGAUUAGACAGGCAGAAUGUUGCAUUUUUGUUCUGGACUGGUAGAGUCAGGGGGCCAUCAUUGGAUGAUGUUGAUGAGCGGGCAAGCUAAAGUCGAAAUAGUGACGGAUGGAACGGAGAUUUUCUGCUCACGAUUGAUGCGGGGGGC